Theobroma umbraticum is the source of this 1628-nucleotide messenger RNA. RefSeq names its product Galactosyltransferase family protein. NCBI's taxonomy places the organism in Eukaryota, Viridiplantae, Streptophyta, Magnoliopsida, Malvales, Malvaceae. Gene Ontology annotation, cellular component: Golgi membrane. The record is from RefSeq and is a predicted model, not a curated record. Gene Ontology annotation, molecular function: galactosyltransferase activity.
UGAGAUAAGAAAUGGGUUUUGCUUUGAUUUAGAUUUUGAUUAGUUUUGGAGGAAGAAAAAUGAGUUGGAAGAGUAAAGGACUUGAGCCAAAUUCAAAGUCUGUGGUGACAAAAAAAUGGACUCUUUUGCUUUGCAUUGGCUGUUUUUGUGCUGGGAUGCUCUUUUCUGAUAGAAUGUGGGCAGUUCCAGAGGCUGACGAUAAAGGUGUAUCACGAGAAACAGGGGCUAAAGAGGAAAGGCUAAAGUUAAUUACAGAGGGUUGUGAUCCAAUAGAAAAGGAUGUGAAGCAUGAACCAAAGGACAUACUAGGGGAAGUUUCGAAGACUCAUCAUGCAAUACAAACACUGGAUAAAACAAUAUCAAAUUUGGAGAUGGAGUUAGCUGCUGCAAGGGCCGCGCAGGAAUCUAUAAUUAAUGGUUCUCCCAUUUCAGAUGACCUGAAAAUCCCCGAAUCAAGUGGGAAGCGGAAAUAUUUAAUGGUUGUAGGCAUCAAUACUGCUUUUAGCAGCAGAAAACGAAGAGAUUCAGUUCGCGCUACUUGGAUGCCUCAAGGGGAAGAAAGGAAGAAGCUUGAAGAAGAGAAGGGGAUCAUAAUGCGAUUUGUAAUUGGUCACAGUGCUACCUCAGGGGGUAUCCUUGAUAGAGCUAUUGAAGCAGAAGACAGAAAGCAUGGUGACUUUCUAAGGCUGGAGCAUGUUGAGGGUUACCUCGAAUUAUCAGCCAAGACAAGGACAUACUUUGCCACUGCUGCUGCCUUGUGGGAUGCUGAUUUCUAUGUCAAAGUUGAUGAUGAUGUGCAUGUAAAUAUAGCAACACUUGGAGCAACUUUGGCUAGACAUCGAUCCAAGCCAAGGGUUUAUAUUGGUUGCAUGAAAUCUGGUCCAGUUCUUGCUCAAAAGGGAGUAAGAUACCACGAACCUGAAUAUUGGAAAUUUGGUGAGGAGGGAAACAAGUAUUUCCGCCAUGCCACAGGGCAGCUAUAUGCCAUUUCUAAAGAUUUGGCUUCCUAUAUAUCCAUUAACCAGCAUGUGCUGCAUAGGUAUGCUAAUGAAGAUGUUUCAUUGGGAUCAUGGUUUAUCGGGUUGGACGUAGAGCAUAUAGAUGACCGCAGACUGUGCUGUGGUACCACUGAUUGUGAGUGGAAGGCUCAAGCAGGCAACAUCUGUGUUGCCUCAUUCGACUGGACCUGCAGCGGGAUUUGCAAGUCAGUUGAGAGGAUGAAGGAGGUCCACCGGCGGUGUGGAGAAGGCAAGAAUGCUUUGUGGAGUGCAGCUUUCUAGCAAAGCGCAGUUCCUCCAAACUCAGGAGGAAGCAAGUAAAUGGAUUGGAGCUUGUUUUUGACCUUUGAGUAUGCAGAAAUGUACCAACUGUCAAAAUGUAAAAUGUAGAAACAGGGUUGGGAGGGGGAAAGGAGAGGGGUUUAGGCUGCUGAGUGUCUGCUCCAUUUUAUAUAGGGAGAAAGACCCAAUAGCAGUUAUAAGAGAGCAAAGAGCAUGUAAUUAACCAUUCUUUAUUUGCUCCUUGCGGGAGCGUUUUGUAAGUGUGAAUGGCAACUCCAUAAUAAGUGCCAAUAUUUGGGCUCAGCAUUUGCUGCCCUCUGAUUUACGAAUUAGCGGCUUUUUCCAUCA